AUGCGGCUAAUUCUCUCAACAGACGCUGUCGCCACCCCUUCCCCUGCUGUGCUACACGAGCUACGGGAAAAGCAUCCAGAAUGCCCACCGCCCCCUACCUCGGCUCCGCUCGCUCCGCCAGCAGCUGCAGCGCCGCCUAUCACAGCAGCAGAAGUGUUUUCCGCCGUACACACUUUUCCUCGUGGUUCAGCAGCAGGGCCGGAUGGUUUACGUCCACAACGCCUUCUCGACAUGGUCGGACACAAAUUCGAUGAUCACUGUUUAAACGCCUGGUUCUUGGAUGAUGGAACCGUGGGCGGUAAGCCAGCGACAGUAGCACACGUCUUCGGAGAGAUCAUCCGGAAAGCUCGUGAAAUUGGCUUAGUGGUGAACGAAGCGAAGUGCGAGCUUCAUAUCUCUGGAGGAACAGAGCAAGCCCAAAACGACGCUGUGGCCUUUUUCCAGGAGUUGUACCCGAAACUACGUAUCCUGACUAACACCGACUUCCUGCUGCUAGGUGCACCGGUGUUGGUUGAAGGCAUCGGUCCAGCUGUUGCCGAGAAGUGCGCAACAGUAAAGAUGGCGUGUGACCGCCUGGAGCUACUGCCCCGCCACCACGCACUUUUUCUCCUAAAAAACUGCCUGGGGGCCCCGAAAAUUAUUUAUAUGCUGCGGUGUUGUAAUGCCUGGAAACAACCGCAACAGCUCUACCAACUGGAUGAAGCAAUGCGGUUGUGUUUCCAGACCCUGUGUAAUGUACGGACCAGCCACGAUGACUAUCCAUGUUGGCGGCAGGCGACACUUCCAGUGAGCAGAGGCGGUAUUGGUAUACGUCGGGCGGAAGAAUUAGCGCUUCCAGCCUUCUUGGCUUCGAUUCACUCCGUAACCGACUUAAUAUCAUUAUUGCUCCCUGAUCACCCCGCUGUUAACAUCUCUGCCGCUUUCGAGUUAUGGAAAACUAACGCACGCCUGGCAGAACUCCCGGAGCAUAAUGCCAGAAAAGCACAACGAACAUGGGACCUUCCACUGUGUAACGCAUCGCUAUCCGUACUGCUGGACAUCUUUCGCGACGAUGAAAUCAACCGGGCCCGCCUCCUCGCACAGUCGACACCGGAAGCUGGUAUAUGGUUAAAUGCCUUGCCCUCGGCACAUAUCGGUAAUCUCUUGGACGAUGACACCGUGAAGAUAUCAGUCGGCCUGAGACUUGGUGUAAGUAUCUGUGAAGCACACUCUUGUUCGAAGUGCCACAAGCCCGUUGAUGUGUAUGGUCACCACGGCUUGUCCUGCGCAUUCUCAGCUGGAAGGCAUCCACGCCAUGGCGGCCUGAACAGUAUUUUGUGCAGAUCGUUAGUAUCAGCCGGCAUCCCUGCAAAAUUGGAGCCGCGAGGAACAUCCCACACAUCGGACCGCCGCCCAGAUGGCUGCACCACGUUUGCGUGGCAACGCGGUAUGUGUUUGGCGUGGGACGUGACCUGCGUGGACACUGUGGCUAUGUCUCACCGGAAAGCCACAUCAGUCACCGCGGGAUCCGCCGCACAGGCGGAGGAUAGAAAGCGGGAUUCGUUUAGAUUGGCUAAUCAGGAAUGA
Messenger RNA from Paramacrobiotus metropolitanus, 1566 nucleotides. RefSeq lists its product as uncharacterized. The transcript has 3 exons. Bases 1 to 1566 code for a protein of 521 amino acids. The record is from RefSeq and is a predicted model, not a curated record. NCBI's taxonomy places the organism in Eukaryota, Metazoa, Tardigrada, Eutardigrada, Parachela, Macrobiotidae.